UGAAUUACCACAAAUGACAUGACAUUAACAGUAUUGACAGUAACCGAUAAACAUGUUUUCAAAAUGUUGUUUGUUAUUUUAGUAGAUAGAUUGAGGUUAUAAAGUAGAAAUUAUAAUAUAAUUAUUGCUCCCAAGCAUUGAAACUGAGGCAUUACACAUUGCCUAAAAGAUGAAUAGACCUCCACGUCCACGUAUGAUGAACAACAUGUAUCGACGCCCCAUGCCUUAUAACUCUCAAUGGAGACCGAACAAUGGGCUACCUCCACGGUUUCAGUGGAAUAAUCCACGUUUUGGAGCACCUGAUGCGAGAUUUCAAAAUAAUGAUGAGCACUGGUGUGAAACGUGUGAUAGAGGCUUUCCUACAGCAGAACUUCUGCAGCAACAUAAUUCACAGCACCAGAAAUGCAACAUAGAUGGUUGUCAGUUUAUUGCACAUCCAAAAGUUAUAACAAAACACAUACAAAUGCAACAUUCAUCUGGCUUAUACAAAAAGAUUGCAAAUCUCAACAAUCCAGAGGACAUACAGAAAUGGCGUGAAGAAAGGAAAAAGAAGUACCCUACCAAGUCCAAUAUAGAGAAAAAAGAGGCAGAGAAUAAAGAAAAAAUUGAAAGAGGAGAAAAAAUGGCUUUGAAGCAUGACCGUAGAACAGAUAAGCGUGGACCAACAGAUCAAGGACCCAGAAAGAGGAAUCCCAGUUUUGAUAGAAGAAAUCAGAAUCCUAGAAUGAAUAGAAGGAAUUUCAAAGACAAUACAGGUACAACAAAUAAUAACCAAAAUAACACACAGCCAGCAAAGAAAAUACCUAGGACAAUACCCAGUGCACCAGUUCCUGCUGAGAAGAAUAAGCUUAAACCUUUUGCUGGUAUCCUAAGUAUUGUGAUGGAUCAAGAAGCAGUUGAUUCAGAUGAACCACUACAAUGUAAUGAUGAAUUAUUUGAAGAUGAUGAGGAGAUAGUAGUACCAACUCCAAAAGAAACAACAACCACCCAAGAACCAAUAGUAUGUGGAGCUUUGACAUCACUCAUGUGUGACUAUGGAACAUCAGAUGAAGAUGCUGAGGAAAAAGAGAAUGAGGUAAUAGCAAAAUCGACAGAAAAAACUAACCAAUCACAAGUUAAUGAUGAUAAUAAAAUAAAAGCUGCAUUAGAGGAUAAACCUGAUAUAAUAGAAAAUAAUGAAAGUGACAACGAUGCUCCAGAAGAAAUUAAAAUAGAGAAAACUAAUUUAGAACAUGAGACUAGUCAAGAAGCAGUUGUUAAAAGUAAAGAAAAGGUAAUGAAAACCACUUUACCAGUUAAAAAACCAGAAAGAAAUAACUACAAAGUUAAGCACAAAAUUCCAUCAACACUCCUUCAAAAAUUAUUAUAUAAAGAAAUUAGACAGGAACGUAACAUAGUUCUUCAGUGUAUUAGGUAUAUUAAGAAAAACAAUUACUUUGAUAAGCCUGACCAAUAAAUACAUAUUUUAUACUA
This is a messenger RNA of Helicoverpa armigera (cotton bollworm), 1473 nucleotides long. RefSeq names its product nuclear FMR1 interacting protein 1 (gene Nufip). The transcript is spliced from 4 exons. Bases 170 to 1456 code for a protein of 428 amino acids. Gene Ontology annotation, cellular component: nucleus. Lineage: Eukaryota; Metazoa; Arthropoda; Insecta; Lepidoptera; Noctuidae. Gene Ontology annotation, biological process: box C/D snoRNP assembly. The record is from RefSeq and is a predicted model, not a curated record.